CACAACAGAAAAUUAAAAACAGAGUUGAUAAAAAUUCGAAAAGUUACAAUGAUGCAUCAAGGUCUGGCAAUAGCCGUUCUGUUGUUUGGAAUUGUCUACAGAACACAGACAGCCCCCACUUUUUCGGGGCUUUGCGACGGUUGUCCCCUGAAGAACGGCGUUGGCCUGACGGGGUUCUUGAAUGACUGUACCAAAUACGUACACUGCGCUGAAGACGCACAGGGCGUCGUCCAUGGCACGGUUCAACCUUGCGCUUUCGGAACGGAGUGGAAUCAAAAUCUCCUGACAUGCGUUCCGCCGUCCAAUUCGACCUGCGGGGCCACGCAAGACAUUUGUUAUGGACAGCCUAACUAUAUUAGACGCCUGGGGGUAGGGAACUGUCGCGGUUACUGGGAAUGCAAGAAUGGUGACUCCGUACCGUUGUGCUGCCCGAUCGGUUAUUACUUUAAUAUCAUUACUGGCAACUGUGAUUCGACUGAUAGCGACCACGAGUGCUAUGAUAAAUGUUUCAACGAAUACUACGAAGAUACAAUGAAAAUGACCACCACACCAAGUCCUUGUUACAAUAAAAGGCCAGUUGCCGCCGAAUUAGACGUAUAUGAAGAAUGGAUCGAGGGAUGGGGCUGGAUCCAGAGAGGAUGUCCAAUAGGUCUCCAGUAUGUGCAAAGGGACUGUGACUGUACCCGGCGAGUGGUUGUACAGCAGAAGUGCGAGCCUGACCUCUUCCUUACUUUCGAGAGCGGUAUCAAAGACCAGUCCAACCUUGCCAACUAUAUUUUAAGUGAAAAUGUUGAAGUAAUGGACGGCAAGGCUUUUUUUAAAGCCGAUCAGGGAAGUCAACUUAUAAUUCCGCGUUACACGAAUGUCGGCAUGGCGAGUCUUACCAUUCACGUGAAAUAUUAUUCCGAUCACGAAAGCCUCACGCAUACCCAGGCGAUCGUAUCGAACAGCGACUGUGGAAUCACCCCGUCCAUUCUGCUUACGGAAGACAGCCGAUAUGUGUAUUUUACAGUGAGAACUGAUUUGGGCGAAAGUACAUUAGCCGUUCACCAGCCAGCGCUCACCAACGAGAAGGACGUUGUAUUAACGUAUCACAAUGGCAAUCUCUCUGGUCAGGUAAACGGGAUCAAGAAUACCAUGAUAAUAAACGGAAGUGGCAUCAGUCGAGUCCACUGCGCCCUCCAUGUUGGCAGCGCGGACGCGAACCGCGGACUUAACUUCACUGGGGUAAUUGAUGAACUGAGCCUGUCUAUGUGUGUGUAAUAUUUACUGAACUGUAUCGACGUGAUUACAUGUAAUUCUUUAUGUAAUAAUUUUAUAAUUUUCUUCAAACAUUUUUAAGUUAUCAAACCAAGUUAAGCUCGAUAGUGAAAAUACUGAAACUGGUAUUCGAAUCACAUCCCACUCAAGUCCAUUUCUUGAGUAGCAACUAGUACUGGCCAAGUAUUGUCGUCUGCUUUUGCUACCUUAAUAUAAGUUGUCUAUGACUUAAAAAUGAAUAUUUUCGGUAAAGUUUAAGUAAGAUUUUAGUAAUUUUUUAGAAGUUUUAUGGUACGUUCAGAGUAUAUAUUGAUUAAUGUUUUUUUGUCAUAAUCCAUAUAGUUUCAUAUAAGUACAUUUUCAUUUAGUAUUUCCCAAUUAUAAGU
Molecule: messenger RNA, 1646 nt
Organism: Mya arenaria
Lineage: Eukaryota; Metazoa; Mollusca; Bivalvia; Myida; Myidae
Product: protein PIF-like
Exons: 2
Coding region: 49-1263 (404 amino acids)
Cellular component (GO): extracellular region
Molecular function (GO): chitin binding
Source: RefSeq, a predicted model, not a curated record